Messenger RNA from Moneuplotes crassus, 1305 nucleotides. NCBI's taxonomy places the organism in Eukaryota, Ciliophora, Spirotrichea, Euplotida, Euplotidae. The record is from the annotation of a GenBank genome assembly.
AUGAAAUCCAACAAAAUCUCUACUAGGAAGUACCCUCCAGGGGUGACUUAUGAGUAUGAAAAUGAAGAAGGCAAGGAAGAAAGCAAGGUUAUUGACUUUUUGAACUUGACGGAAGAGACUGAGGUGGAAGAGAUGGUGAACAGGGUUAUGGAGACGGAAGAGGGGGUAAUAAAGGAGGACGAAUUGAGAAAUGCUAUAAGUGAGUUGGUUCAGAUGAAGAAGGAUGAGAAGAUUACCAAGUUUGAAGAGCAUAAAUCUCUCAACCCCCACACUUUACCUCUCACCAAUUGAGCUAUCAACAAAAAUGGAGACAAAAUUAUCACUGGGAGCUAUGACAGAACAUGUAAAGUUUGGGAUGCUAUUACGGGAGAACAACUUCAGACUUUUUCAGGCCAUAAAAAUGUAGUAUAUGUUUUAGCUUUUGGUGGAAAGGAUGGGCACACAAUCGCUACAGGCUCAUUUGAUAGAACAGUAAAGCUUUGGGAUAGUAAUACUGGAGAGUUACUACACACUCUUAAAGGACACACAGCAGAAAUCGUUUGUCUUGAGUUUAGUUCUGAUGGAAAUCUAUUAGCUACUGGAGCAAUGGAUAACAUGACAAAGAUUUGGGAUGUAGAAUCCGGCCAUGAAGUUUGAUCAUUUAAUGAGCAUUCGGCUGAAGUAGUCAGUGUGAAUUUUAAUACAAAUGGAGAUAAACUUUUGACAGGAUCAUUUGAUAACACCGCUAAAAUUUGGGAUAUCAACACUCAAGAAAUAAUUCAUACCCUAUCUGGUCAUAAUAAUGAAAUCUCAUGCGCAAAAUUCGAUUAUGCAGGAGAGUAUUGCUUGACUGGGUCGAUUGACCACACUUGCAAACUUUGGAACGUUGAAACUGGAGAUUGUAUUCAAACAUUCAGCGACCAUGAAGAUGAUAUAUUAGAUGCUUGCUUUAAUCUUGUUGGAAGCAAAAUUGCCACCUCUUCAGGUGAUAGAACAACCAGAAUUUACAAUGUAUUAACUGGGGAAUGCCUCCAUGUUCUUGAAGACCAUACUAGCGAAGUCUCAAAUAUCCGUUUUAAUCCUCAAGGAACCAUUUUAGCGACUGCACGUGCAGACAGCACAUGCAAAUUGUGGUCUGUUGAAUCAGGUGAACUUCUUCAGACUCUAGACGGCCAUGAAGACGAAAUCUUCUCUUGUCAUUUCAAUGAUAACGGCGACACCAUCAUCACCGGAGGAAAAGACAACAUCUGCAAAAUCUGGAAAGCCGAAACUCUUACCUAAAGCAAAAGCUACCAUAUAAACUCAUCAACCCAAUACUCAAAUCCU